AUGGGAAAAAAACUGACCCAGCAGCAACAUAAUGGGAAAGAAAAUAGGCACAGAAGUCACAUUAUAGGAAAGAAAUUGGCACAGAAGCAACAGUAUAGAAAAGAAAUUGGCACAAAAGCAACAUCACAGGAAAGAAAUAGGCACAGAAGCAACAUCACAGAAAAGAAACUGGCACAGAAGCAACAUUAUGGGAAAGAAAUUGGCACAGAGGCAACAAUAUGGGAAAGAAAUUGGUACAGAAGCAACAAUAUGGGAAAGAAAUUGGCACAGAGGCAACAAUAUGAGAAAGACAUUGGCACAUAA
Candidula unifasciata is the source of this 303-nucleotide messenger RNA. The record is from the annotation of a GenBank genome assembly. Lineage: Eukaryota; Metazoa; Mollusca; Gastropoda; Stylommatophora; Geomitridae.